AUGGCGAACCCAGAACAGGGAAAUGAAACGUCCAUCACUGAAUUCAUCCUCUUGGGAUUCAGCAAUCUCCCUGAACUGAAAAUCCUUCUUUUCCUGCUGUUUCUCAUGAUCUACAUUGCAACCAUGGCUGGGAACAUCCUCAUUGUGGUGUUAAUUGUGGUCAGUCAGGACCUUCACACACCCAUAUACUUCUUCCUGGGGAACUUGUCGUGCUUGGAGACCUGCUACACCUCAACCAUCCUACCUAAGAUGCUGGCCAGUCUCCUACAGGGCAGGACUAUUUCAUUCAGUGGAUGUCUCACACAAUAUUAUUUCUUUGCUUCUAUGGUUGCCACUGAAUGCCUUCUCUUAUUGGUGAUGUCUUAUGAUCGGUAUUUAGCCAUAGGGAAACCACUGCACUAUGCAGCCCGAAGGAGUGGCAGGUCUUGCUUCCAGCUUGCAGCUGGCUCUUGGAUAGCUGGCUUCCUAUGUAGUGGCAUAAUAACUUUGUUGAUAUCCCAGUUAACUUUCUGUGGCUCCAACGAUAUUGACCAUUUCUUUUGUGAUCUUAUCCCCCUGAUAAAGCUUUCCUGCAAUGAUCCUCAGCUGAUGGAAAUCUUGGUUUUCACACUAUGCUUGAUUUUCUCAGUGGUCCCGUUCCUACUUACCUUGAUGUCCUACGUCUGCAUCAUUGUGACCAUCCUAAGAAUCCCUUCCACCAUGGGGAGGAAAAAGGCCUUUUCCACCUGCUCCUCCCACCUCAUUGUGGUGACCAUGUAUUAUGGAACUCUACUGAUUAUCUAUAUGUUCCCAACAACUAAUACACUGAGAGACUUCAAGAAAGUUCUCUCUGUCAUCUACACUGUUCUGACUCCUCUGGUCAAUCCCCUCAUCUACAGCCUGAGAAACAAAGAGAUUAAGGAGGCCCUGAGGAAAGCUUGCAGGAAAUCCAUGUUUGGAUAAUGCUAACUGAUCACAAUCCUUAGGUUAAAAUAAAACAGAUAUGGCACAGGCUGUUUUGAGGCGUGAGCCAAAGCCUACUGUAGUCCAGGGUCGUGUUUCCAUUAGCUUCCUUGGGCUUCAUUCAUGCUCUUACAGAGUCACAGCUCUGGGAGAAAGUGGAGACAGACAGAUCCGAAAAAGAAUAGAGUCAUAGGUUUUAAGAGGUCUAUGUGAGAUCCCACAGGAGGGUACUACUGGAAUGGUGGGUGAUUUGAACUUUGUGGCUGUUGUAAGUUCAG
Messenger RNA from Chelonoidis abingdonii (Abingdon island giant tortoise), 1220 nucleotides. RefSeq names its product olfactory receptor 5V1-like. Lineage: Eukaryota; Metazoa; Chordata; Testudines; Testudinidae. The record is from RefSeq and is a predicted model, not a curated record. Gene Ontology annotation, biological process: G protein-coupled receptor signaling pathway. Gene Ontology annotation, molecular function: olfactory receptor activity; G protein-coupled receptor activity. Gene Ontology annotation, cellular component: membrane.